GCCAUGCCAAACCUGCUUGGCUUGAGGUCCAUUUAUCUGAAGACUGAUGCAGAACUGGCAUCUUGUGUGCAUGACGUUCAGGACCCCGAAUCUUCAGACACAAUGGCAGAUGAAAGUUUCCAGCAAGAGUUCCUUGACACCCACAAUGACUACCGGCGGACACACGGCGCUCCGCCGCUCACCCUCAACAGUGACCUGUGUGCAGCUGCUCAGAAAUGGGCCAACCACAUAGCGUCCAUCAACACCCUGCAGCACAGCAGCACCAAGGACGGAGAGAACAUAUACUAUGCAUCUAGCUCCAACCCCAUUAAACUGACAGGGAAGGAGGCUGUGGAGAACUGGUACGGCGAGAUCAAAGACUACCAAUGGGACCAGCCCGGAUUCAACAUGAACACUGGACACUUCACCCAGGUCGUGUGGAAGGACAGCACUGAGCUGGGCGUGGGGCAGGCUUCAAACGGAAACAGUGUGUUUGUGGUCGGUCAGUACAGGCCCGCCGGCAACAUGAACGUUGCGGGCUACUUUGAGAAGAACGUCCUCCCUUCAUCAGUGUAAAGGCUGUGCAUUUUACAGCUGGCAGACGGAUGGAGAGCCCACACAACACCUCCACUUCCGGCAACAGAGAGAGAACAAAAACGACCUGUGCACUUUUCUAGAUGAGCGAAACAACCCUGCUACUCUUC
This is a messenger RNA of Lampris incognitus (smalleye Pacific opah), 683 nucleotides long. Its product is annotated as Golgi-associated plant pathogenesis-related protein 1. The transcript is spliced from 6 exons. The record is from RefSeq and is a predicted model, not a curated record. The coding region runs from base 4 to 555 and encodes 183 amino acids. NCBI's taxonomy places the organism in Eukaryota, Metazoa, Chordata, Actinopteri, Lampriformes, Lampridae. Gene Ontology annotation, cellular component: extracellular region.